UUGUAAGUUUUUUAAAAACGUUCUGAGAAUGGAAGUGAACAUUCCACCUUUUCUAGAUUGCAGGGAUGUUCUGAGAACUUUUUACUAUGGUUCCCAGAAUGUUUUUAUGCCAUGUUUUAUUAACCUAUAAUUUCCAUUCUCAGAAUGUUAUUUAGAGGUAAUUAAAUAAUGUUCUGAGAACAUAUUUCAAUAAGACUUAUCACUGCUAGCUUAGUUUGGGUUACCUGUUGUGAACUCCAAACACAGACAAGGACACAUGGAUAUUCAUUUGCUUAGGUAUUAAUCAUGCAAACACGCCUUUUUUAUUAUUGUGGCACCGCAUCAAUGCGAUUCUAACCUAUGAUCUUCUGCUCUCUAUUCCUGGAAUUAGUCCACUGCUCUGUUCAUUUUAGUCUAUUCAAACUGACUCCACUUCAAAGUAAAUAUUCACUCAUUAAGAUCAGGUGUGUCCAAUUAGUGGGUGCAGCAAACCCACCUGAACACACUUAACAAGAUAGGAUAGGGUUUUGUUGAUGGGAGAUUUGGGAAGUGUGUUGAAUGAAGUCCAGCGGUCAGAGAGAUGAAAGAAGCGGAGAGCUGAUGGUUUUCCGAGAAGAGUUGAAUCUGGGGGUUGUUUUUUUUUUCAGUGUGUGGUCACUGCUCAUGUUCCCAAAAUGUUGCCCCCCCCCGGAGGUUAUGAGAUGGCGUUACGUCUGAAUGCCACUAGGACGCAAGUCAAGUCGGGAGAAGAGGACUAUUGGGACAGGGACGCAAAGGGCCGGCUGGAGAGCUCAAAGAAAAGACGGAAGAACACAAAGUCUCACUACUCAAAGAUAAAGGAAAAAGAAAACCGAAAGGAAUGGAGAAGGAAACUGAAAAAAAGAGGCAUCGAUUCACCCCUGGAGAUGAAGAUCUCAUUAUUUCCGGGGUACUUGGGCACUGGGAGGACCUCUUUGGUGCCCAGGCCCACAUUCGCCCGCGGGGGUCAAAGACGGCAACCUGGAACACCAUCGCUGGGACCUUGACCUCGGCUGUGGCGAGAUGUGGUGACGAUGUCCGGAAAGAAGUUCAAUCUCAUAAGGAGCCAAGUCAAGCAAAAGGUUUUUUCUAUCCGGACAUUGUCCACCCAGACUGGUGGGGGGGCCAACACCGUGCCUGCGCUGACCGACCUGGAGCAGCAACUUUUCUCCCGAAUGGCAGAGACCGAAGCUGGUGUAGGGCCUGUUGAUUUGGGAUUUGGUCUCUCUCUGGGAGAAAUGUCCAGCCCUGGUCCCCCACCAGCAGCAGAGGGAACUGUGGAGUCAGCUUUACCCUCUGUCACCAUGGAGGAGCUACCCUCCACCUCACCAUCAACACCUUGGCCAGCACCAACAGUGCCACCCCAGCCCAUCACCUCCCAUCCUGCACCAUCUCACUCUGGCACCGCACCCCAACCCAUCACCUCCCGUCCUGCACCAGCUCACUCAAUCCACUCUCAAUCAAUGAAUCAAAUUUAUUUUAUAAAGCCCUUUUUACAUCAGCAGAUGUCACAAAGUGCUUUACAGAUACCCAGCCUAAAACCCCAAAUAACAAGCAAUGCAGAUGCACUCUCUGGCACUGCACCCCAACCCAUCACCUCCUGUCCUGCACCAUCUCACUCCAUCCACUCUGGCUUUUCUCCCCAACCCAUCACCUCCUGUCCUGCACCAGCUCACUCCAUCCACUCUGGCUUUUCUCCCCAACCCAUCACCUCCUGUCCUGCACCAGCUCACUCCAUCCACUCUGGCUCUAUACCCCAACCCAUCACGUCUGGCUGGACACCACAGGGCCCCCAAGCCAAUCUGCUCCAACAAAUCCUCGACACACAAACACAACAAAUCCAUGUUACACAGACCGCCCAACACAUCCACCAAGCUCUUUAUGAUUUACUAGAAAAAGCACAUGAAACACAGAAGGCACACCUGGAUGUGGAGAAGAAUCGGCUCCAGCUGGAUGAAGAGCGCUUGAGGGUGGAGACAGAGCGCCUGCAGGUGGAGAGGGAGCGCCUCCAGCUGGAGAAGGAUCGCCUGGGGGAGGGGGAGGUGCUUCGGCAGCUCUCUGUCUCCGGGUCAGUCGCCCUAGAACACCAGACGCCUGUGAGUUCAAGAACAGGCAGUGCCUCCCCCACCCUUCCUCUGGGAACACCAUCAGCCUCCAUGUCCAGUCCCCUCACAUUAAUAUCACCUACUGCACCACACUUUGACUUCUUAUUUUCCCCUUUCCCAUUACCAGUAAUCACAACCCAUUCCACCCAGCCAUCACAAACCAGCCCUGCCUACACCUCCCCCACCUUAACCAGCCCUGCCUCAACCUCUCCUACCUUAACCGUUUCUGCCCACUCUCUCAUCCCUCCAACCUCCGGAUCUGUUAAACGGCGAGUUCAGGAGACAGUCCGGCCUUGGCCUGCACCCACUGCUAAGAGUAAAAAACAUCAAUAAACAAAAUGUA
Messenger RNA from Salvelinus fontinalis (brook trout), 2445 nucleotides. RefSeq names its product protein FAM186A-like. The record is from RefSeq and is a predicted model, not a curated record. Lineage: Eukaryota; Metazoa; Chordata; Actinopteri; Salmoniformes; Salmonidae. The transcript is spliced from 4 exons. The coding region runs from base 1032 to 2435 and encodes 467 amino acids.